AGUAGUGGGGGAAAUAUGCGUUGCUUAACAACCAGUGUAACACCAGAAGAAGACCGUUGUACUCGGACCAAUGAGAGCAGCGCACGGGGACAGAAAACUCCAGGUGUUUGCGGGAGCUAUCAGUGUGUUUACGUGGAACAAACCGCGAGAAGCCGCAAAAGACGCGUGUUUUUUUUUCUGUCUGAGUCUCUCUUUAAUGAUAGUGUAGCAGGUGAGCUUACGCUGACAUUGACUUCAGGCUGUUUCGUAGCACCAGUCGCCAUGAGACUGACAUCCAGCUGCGUCGCCCUGGCCUUUCUCCUGUUGCUGCAUUGCCGUCACUUUGGCGAUGUUCUUGGUCAGAAGUCGGACUCGGCCCUAACUGUGGUGGAGACUACAGAGGAAGGGGAAGUAACACAUGGUGAUGAAGAAGAGCAGGUGAAGAUAGAGGAAGAUGAAGAUUUAGAGGUGGUCCAAGCUACUGAGCAGUGGCAAACACUCAAACCAGGCCAAGCAGUGCCAGCAGGUUCCCAUGUGAGGCUCAAUCUGCAGACAGGUCAGAGGGAGGUCCGGCUGGGGGAAGAGCAGCUCAAAUACCGGACACAGGAACACAGGGAGAGAGAAGCAACCCAGUCCAUGUUCAGUCCAGACGAACUGAAACGGGCCAUGAAGAAGCUAAAGGAAGACCUGAACCCAGUGAGCAAGGAUCAACAGGACUCUGUGGCUUCAAAGUUUCGCCCACUAGAGGAGUUAAAGAGAGACAUGGCUCAGCUGGACCUGCUGGUGGAAACGGAUACUCGGAUCAUGAGGCGCCUUCUGGACCAGUUCAACAGCAGCAACUCAACUACUGAGCAGAGACUGAGCAUCCUGCAGGAGCUGGAGUAUCUGGUGCACCAGGUGGAUAACGCUCAGACUCUGUGCUCAAUGGGGGGUCUCCAGUUCAUUCUAGAAGGUCUGAACAGCUCUGACUUCAGAUUACAGGAAAACUCUGCCUUUGUCCUGGGGUCUGCCCUGGCCAGUAACCCAGUGGUUCAGGUGAAAGCUGUGGAGAGUGGUGCUCUGCAGAUGCUGUUAACCGUACUGGCCACCGCACAGCCACUCCAAGUCAAAAAGAAGGUUCUGUUUGCAGUGGCCUCCCUCUUACGUCACUUCCCCUAUGCACAGCACCACUUCCUGUCACAUGGUGGAUUACAGAUCCUAUCAGAGCUCUUCAGGGCAGAUGGAGGUGGCAUUCUGCGGACACGCAUUGUCACCAUGUUAUAUGACAUGAUCAGUGAGAAGGAGCUGAUCUCUCAGGCCGGUCUGGACGAGGUCCUCGACGCUUCCCAUGAGGAGCGUGUCCGCCAGUACUCUAAGGUGCCCCUGCAGGGGGAGCUGCUGGAGAAGGGCUGGUGCAAUCUGGUCCCACAGCUGCUGGAGUCCACUGAGCAUGACUACAGAGAGAAGGCUCUUCGGGCUUUGUUGGCAAUGGCUCCUGUGUGUUUGGAUGAGUACCGCUCAGACGGCUCACUACUGGGCUCCCUGCUCUCUCUCAGAGACCAGUACCAGGAUAUGGUCCAGUCAGAAAUGAUUCUAGGAGAGGAGAAUGGCUACUAUGAAGAGAUUGUACAACUUAUAGAUGCAUUACAAGUCAAAAUAAAAUGACCACAGUCUUGUACAGGGGUGUCAUUUUAAACAGUGCAGAGAGGAGUAUACAGAAUGUGGAGACAACCACUCUUCAACUGCAUGACCGACGCAGAAAGAAACUCCUCCAGACUUUCAAGGACGAGGGAGACAAAUGUUGAGUUGAAUAGUGCAUGGCUUGGUUCCAUGAAGUGUCUCAACUAGACAUGUCAGUGAGCGAGCACAGUACCAGAGCCUGGGAUCCAGCUCACUGCUUAGAAUGCAACUGUGUGUUGUUAAAUAUUUUUACUUGAAUGUCACUUUCGUCCCUUCCAGUUAGAGGUCGCCACAGCAUGUUGACAUUUGGCACGUGUUUUACGCUGAAUGCCCUUCAUGGCGCCCAAACCACCAGUCUAUCAGGGACCUGUAAAAUGUUUCUACUUAGUGUUGAUAAUUUCAAUAAAUUAAAAUG
Messenger RNA from Monopterus albus (swamp eel), 2053 nucleotides. RefSeq names its product SIL1 nucleotide exchange factor (gene sil1). Bases 16 to 1623 code for a protein of 535 amino acids. Gene Ontology annotation, cellular component: endoplasmic reticulum. Gene Ontology annotation, molecular function: adenyl-nucleotide exchange factor activity. Lineage: Eukaryota; Metazoa; Chordata; Actinopteri; Synbranchiformes; Synbranchidae. The transcript has 12 exons. The record is from RefSeq and is a predicted model, not a curated record.